Molecule: messenger RNA, 882 nt
Organism: Penicillium salamii
Lineage: Eukaryota; Fungi; Ascomycota; Eurotiomycetes; Eurotiales; Aspergillaceae
Source: the annotation of a GenBank genome assembly
AUGAAAUAUAUUAUCAACCUCAUUGCUGGCUUUGGUGUUGUCGCUGCGGUGCCACUACAGCACCGCGCCACGACAACAUAUCUUUUUACAUUUGGUGAUUCUUAUACCCAAACCAACUUUAAUGUAAAUGGCACACAGCCGUCUGCCGUGAACCCUAUGGGAAACCCAACGCUUGGAACUGGUACGACUGGCGGAGGCAUCAAUUGGGUAGGAGACCUAGCUACUGUGAACAAUGCUUCGCUGGUCCUCAGCUAUAACCUCGCAGUUGGAGGAGCGAGCAUCGACAAUUCGAUCGUCAAUACCAACGUCGAGGAUAUGACAUCUCAAGUCGGUGAUUUUGAGCAGGCGUACAGUAACAAACCCGCAUCUGCACCUUGGUCUUCGGAAAGCGCGGUAUUUGGGUUUUGGAUUGGAAUAAAUGAUAUUGGCUGGGCUUAUUCGAGUAACCAAGCCAAUGUUCUAGUUCCAACCUUAAUGGCGCAGUAUAAAGCUCUCAUUGAGAAGAUCUACGCAAACGGGGGACGGAAGUUCCUUUUCCUCAAUGUCCCUCCUACUAGCCGGGCUCCCUUGUUUCUCGACCAGGGAACAGAUGUUGUUAAUGCGCAUGCAGCAUGGGUCACCUCAUACAACAAUGGUCUCAAGGAAAUGAUCGAUAGCUUCAAAUCAAACCAUUCCGAUACCACUACAGUUCUCUACGACACCUGGUCAUUUAUGACAAAGGUUCUCGACAAUCCUCAAAGUUAUGGGUUCCCCAACGCGACUUGUAUCAAUGAUGAUGGCACUAGCUGUGUUUGGUGGAAUGAUUAUCACCCAGGUCAGAAGUAUCACAAACUACAGGCGGCAGAUAUGAAACCACACCUGCAGACUCUUGGGGCCUGGUAG